This is a messenger RNA of Seriola aureovittata, 1111 nucleotides long. RefSeq names its product E3 ubiquitin-protein ligase CCNB1IP1. Gene Ontology annotation, molecular function: ubiquitin protein ligase activity. The record is from RefSeq and is a predicted model, not a curated record. Gene Ontology annotation, biological process: reciprocal meiotic recombination. Lineage: Eukaryota; Metazoa; Chordata; Actinopteri; Carangiformes; Carangidae. The transcript has 5 exons. Gene Ontology annotation, cellular component: synaptonemal complex. The coding region runs from base 97 to 882 and encodes 261 amino acids.
UGCUUUGAGUUGCAAUCAGCCAAUCAGAUCACAGCAUUCAUUUAGCGUCACCUCCUGCUACCCUGCAGAGGGAAGAGUUGGCCUUAACUGAAGGCCAUGUCUCUCUGCGAUGACACACUCCUGUGUAACUUCCCAAAGUGCCGGGCCAAGCUGAGCGGCUUUGCCUGGGUCACAGCCUGCUCUCAUGUUUUCUGUGAUCAGCACGGGUCCGGUGAGUUCAGCCGCUCUCCCGCCAUCUGCCCGGCCUGCUCCUCUGCGCUGUCUGGGAAGUUGGACAUUGUGAGGACGGAGCUGUCACCCUCUGAGGAUUACAAAGCCAUGGUGCUGGCAGGUUUGCGACCAGACAUAGUUAUGGAUAUCAGUGCCCGUGCUCUGGCCUUCUGGAGCUACCAGGUUCAUCAGGAGCGCAUGUACCAAGAAUAUAGUCUGUCACGGGCAGAGUCACAGUUGAAGCAGAUGGAAAAGCUGUUGAACCAGCAGAACCAGAGCAGGGAGCUGGAGCUCGGUGCCAUGAGGGGGGAAAUCGCUUCCCUGAAGAAAGUGAUGGAGGAGUACAAGAGGAAGUACAGCGAGGUGUCUGAGAGGCUGAUGGAGAGGAACAGACAGUACCAGAAACUACAGGGGCUGUAUGACUCUCUGAGGCUGCGCAACAUGGUGGUGGGUGUCGGGGAAAGAGACGCGCUGCUACAAACAGGACAUCACGACUUCAACACUGGGGUUGCUCGACAGGCGUCUCCUCAGAGAAGCCCUCAGUUCCUCUCCAUGGGCCCUGACGUGGACAGUCGAUUCUUCUCCUGCCUGGAGGGAGACGGAGCCAAGACUUUCUUCCAGUUCAGCUCCCCUGCUAGGGAGAAAGGCCGGCCCUUCAUCAAGAAGCACUGAGAAGAACAAGUUUCAUAGUGACUUUAGUUUAACGGCUGUUAUUGACAUUACCAAGUUGUUCUGGUUCAAUAUUAAAUUAGUCGGAGGUGUUAGCUUUAAGUGCUUUUUGUGUAAUUGUAAUUUUGAACCAUAAAUGUAGUUAAAUGUAGCUAUGACCUUUUAUUCUUACAUCGUACAUUUGUGAUUUUAGUUCAGCAAAAGUAAGUAAAAUAAAACAUCAUAGAAUUAA